AUGACCCGUAGCCAGUCAAGAGGUUUACUGCCGGUCAUCCUCUACCCGCCGAUCCCAGCAAACAACUUCGAGAUCAAGCCAUGCUGGAUUCAGCUCAUCACAUCUUCUAUCCAGUGCCAUGGCUUGAAGAAUGAGGAGGCCAGGGUGCAUCUUUCCCGUUUUCUGCAGCUAACGAACGAGUUCAAGCUGAAUGGUGUCCCCGAUGAUGCGAUCCGCCUUCAUCUUUUCCCCCAUUCUCUGGCGGGGAAUGCUAAGAGGUGGUUGGAGACCCAGCCCCCAUUGUCCAUCACCUCUUGGGACGAUCUGGCUGACAAGUUCGUGCACAGGUACUAUCCGACAUCGAAGACUACAGAGAUUCAGCGGGAGAUCACUCACUUCCGCCAAGAGCCAGAUGAGUCCCUUCGUGAUGCUUGGGAGCGGUACAUGGGCUAUUUCUGGCAGUGCCCCCAUCAUGGCUUCAGCGAUGCAUUCACAGUGGGGAACUUCUACAGUGCCCUCUCUCCAGAUAGCCAGAGGGUGAUUGAGUCUCUAUGCCCAGGAGGGGAUAUUCUCACUAAGACUCCACCCGAGCUGAACCAGAUGAUUAAUACAUUGGCUGCCAGAGAUCAUUCCUGGGGGCAGAGCAGCAGAGGCAGACAUUCCCGGGACCGUGUGUGCACGCCAUGGAGACCAGAUCCGGGCUCGAGCAGCAGGUAG
Molecule: messenger RNA, 696 nt
Organism: Linum trigynum
Lineage: Eukaryota; Viridiplantae; Streptophyta; Magnoliopsida; Malpighiales; Linaceae
Source: the annotation of a GenBank genome assembly